GCAGUGCUCUGGCUCCCGGUGUCACCUGCUGAUGGCGCCGUGCAGGAGGAGGACCAGCAGCACGGAGCUGCUGAGCCUGCGGUCCACAGGCAGCCUGCAGGCUGGCACUCUGUCCAGACUGAACAUGAGGAUCCUCAGGGGUGUUAUCCUCCAGGACAGCAGAAAUUUCAUCAAAGUGUGGAGCAAGACCUCAAAAUCUUCAAUAGCGUAUGAGAAUGGAAAAAUCUACUUUGAAAAUUACCAGAAUUGCUACAGUUGUGUUCAUUCUCAGCCUCAAGUUCUGUACAAGCUGCCUAAGCGGUCCAAACUUGAGAAAAUUGAAGAUGCUCUACUGUGUCAGAGCCCACUUGACAGAGCAUUGACCUCCCCCUCUGACCACAAACCCAGCCUCUUGGUUUUGACAGCCAAUAAUUUCCUGUAUCGCCUUUCAGCUGAGACAGGAGAGGAACUUCAGAGAGUUUACCUCUCCCCACACCACAAGUUCAGGUACCUUGGCUGGGAUGUUUCUCAAGAGAUAUUUUAUGUCAAGUCCAUUCAAAAUAAAGCAACAUCUUUGGCACGGCAGGCAGGUAUCACUCAGGACACACUGAUGCACCUGGCCAUCUUUCAUGUUUUCCCCUUGCAAAUUGUGGGCAUUAUGGAGAUCAGCAAAAAGGUGUUUGGGAACGGUGUCACUGAUGUGGUUCUGUCCCAAGGUGUCCUUGCUGUCUCCUACAGCAGCAAGUCAGUGAAGCUGUACAGCUUUGAGCACAUUGUGAAUAAGUACAUGACAAAGAAAUUUGCACUUGGGCAGAAGAGUUCAUUGCAUGGAGGCAAAACAGUAGGAGAAGCUCCCUUGGGUAUCCCAGUGAAUAUCCACUUCAGUGAUUGCCCCCCAGUGCUUUUUGAGGUGUCGUGCUCUGAUAACAGUGUACAGAUUGGAGGCUACCCAUGGCACUACAUCUACACACCACCUCACAAGUACCACAAGGGGACUCACCACAUCUGUUCACUCGUGGAUAGUGUCCUGGCAACAAAUGGAAUACAAGAUAUGAAAUGCUGCUCUCUGGAGACUGAUUGGAUCUCCUUCCACCCUGAUGACUCUGGAAGAAUCAUUCAUGUUGGACCUAGCACCAUAAAUGUCCUAAAAAUUCUCACUGAGCUGAACAGUGGUUUGCCAUCUGAGGUGGUUGAGGAUUUCUCCAUCUCUACCCACCGAAACAACAAUCAGGCAGCCUCCCAAGUCAGUGUCACCUCCUCGGGCCGCACAGUGAAGAGGAGAUUUGAUCUGCUGGAUGACGACCCAGAGCACGAGACAUUCCGUAUGGUGGAGUAUGAAGAUGAGCUGGACCUUCUGGCAGUCGUGGUGACAGAAGGUGAAGGGGAGGGAAGAGCCGAGGUCAGACUGCAUGACAACAAGAGUGGCAAACUCCUCAGGAAGCUUCAUCUCGUGGAGCCGUGGGAUGAGACUUUUCGACACGAGUUGUUCUUUGACAAAGACACGAUUGUUCACAUUGAACAAAAGAACAAUAACUUCUGCUGCCAUGUCUACAAACUCCAAGCCACCAGAAAAUAAGGGUUUGGUGCAAAAGUGACUUCAACUGCAGGAAAUCAACUUUUGUUAGGAUUUGUAAAUAUUCAUUUCUGAUUCUUUUUGUACGAUUUUUCUGUUGAACUGAUAAUACAGCCAGUCAUGUGGACUGUUGAACACUUCAAAGCGUACUGUCUUUCUAUCUGAUGUGCUAAACAAUUGUUGUUAAUAAAUUUGCUAGUAAAAUAA
This is a messenger RNA of Myripristis murdjan (pinecone soldierfish), 1759 nucleotides long. RefSeq names its product ddb1 and cul4 associated factor 17 (gene dcaf17). Gene Ontology annotation, cellular component: Cul4-RING E3 ubiquitin ligase complex. NCBI's taxonomy places the organism in Eukaryota, Metazoa, Chordata, Actinopteri, Holocentriformes, Holocentridae. The record is from RefSeq and is a predicted model, not a curated record. Gene Ontology annotation, biological process: protein ubiquitination. Bases 32 to 1555 code for a protein of 507 amino acids. The transcript has 14 exons.